Metarhizium brunneum ARSEF 3297 is the source of this 2082-nucleotide messenger RNA. RefSeq lists its product as uncharacterized. NCBI's taxonomy places the organism in Eukaryota, Fungi, Ascomycota, Sordariomycetes, Hypocreales, Clavicipitaceae. The record is from RefSeq and is a predicted model, not a curated record.
AUGGCUGCCCGGCGAGGCAUGUUGGCCGACAUUCCCGACUUCAGCAUCUUCCGCGGCGCCGCAAAAUGCACCACGCACCACAGGCCCGGGACCAAGCAACUUGAGCUCGUGGGCGGGCUCAUGGUCUCGACGCUGAAGCUGAGCAAAUCCGCGCAGAAAGGAUGUCCCUGGUGCGCUAUAUUCUGGGAGGCCUUCAAGCGCUCGGUUGGCACGAGUAAACCCGCCGACCAGGACUUUAUAUACUGGCGGCACGAUGGCGAGAGCUUUUUCGAGCCUUGGUGCACCAGCGCCCAGUCUUCUCCCGGAAAGGGGGAAUUCAAGAUUCAGAUAUAUACCGACGAUCUUGCCGGAGCGACCAGUGUCCACAGCCAUUUCCCAUUCAAAAACUACCUCAACGGCCAGACAGACACGGAGCAGACAAUGUCGCAAAUAGACUACUGGCGACAGCAGUGCUCUGCAAACCACGUGCAGUGCUCGCCGGUGGCAUCGUGGGUGAACCUCCCCACCCGCCUCAUCGACGUAAGCAGCCUCGCCGACAUCAAACUGGUCGAGACGAGCGGCCGGCAAGGGCAGUACGUGUGCCUCACCCACCGGUGGGGGGACCAAGGAAUGCCCACAAGGACAACGACCAGCUCCCUGGACCAGCUGCGGCAGGGCAUCCCGCUGGAGUCGUUGCCGCCGACGUUUCGAGACGCGGCCCUCGUCACCCGGCGCAUGGGCAGCAGAUACCUGUGGAUAGACUCGCUGUGCAUCAUCCAGGACGACAACGACGACUGGGAGCGCGAGUCGGCGCUGAUGGCGCCCAUCUACAAGAACGGGCUGCUGACGAUAGCGGCGGCGUGGGCGUCUGGCCCGCGGGACGGCCUCUUCCAAACCGUCCCGUCGGUCGUGGUGGACAGCCGCAACCUCGAGCUGGCGAGGUACAAGCUCCCGUUCCCCGUCAUGGUCCGCCGCCGCCUGCGCUACAGCGUCGGCCACCUGCGCCGGGACGAGGAGCACGGCAUCCUCGACCGCCUGUGGGUUCUCCAGGAGCGCCUCCUGUCGCCGCGCGUCGUGUACUUUGGCUUCAACGAGGUGGCGUGGGAGUGCAUGGCCGGGUCGGCGUGCGAGUGCGAGCCUAUGCUGGCGAACUACGCCGUCGCCGAGUACUCCCCCCGUGAGCCCUUCAACCCCAAGGCCGCGUACAGCCUGUCCACGUCGGCCGAGCACAGCGCCUCCAUCGUCGGCCAGUCCCCCGAGCUGUGGCACCACAUUGUGAAUGCCUACACGGGCCUCGACUUCACAGCCCGCAGGGACAAGUUCCCCGCGCUGUCGGGGCUGGCGUCGGAGGUUGCCAGGAUGCGGCCUGGCGACGAGUACCUGGCUGGUCUGUGGCGCUCAACCUUGAUGAUGGACCUGCUAUGGCGGAAGCGAAAAGGGGGCGAUUGGCAGGUUACGGCGUUUGGGAAGCACUACGAUCUGAACAAUGUCUUUGGGGGCUCCGACGUGGGACAGGCGGCUUUCAACAACAAGAUUGCUCGACAAGAGAUGAAGAAUCGAGAGAUUCGGCAACAGGAUGCGGAAAAGUUGGCGCCUUCGUGGUCGUGGGCGUCCAUCAACACGCAGGUCGAGUAUGAAAAGGAGCUUAAUUCCGCCAACAUGGGGCUGGUUGACGCCGAGGGCGCAGAGCUUCUCGACGCGGAUUGCGCUCACAGGUAUGGAAUGGGCAUGUUGCUACAUCCCACGACAGCCUCUGUCACCAUAAGGGGUAAGCUCGCCACGGUUGAAGCAAAAUCGGUCAAGGCUCUGCCCGGUGAGAUUGUGCUCUACAGGGACGACCACGCGAUGGCUUUCUCCGCAGCAGAUAAUCCUGCAGAAGUCGGUCUGGGAGGCAGGCUAUAUUGUUUGUUAAUAGCGGCGGGGCGUGUCAAGACAAGGCUGGCAAUGGGACGAAUAUACGGACUCGUUUUGGCCGAAGCCGGUGAUGGAUUGGGAGGCAAGUUGUUCCAGAGAGUGGGCAUGUUUCAGGAGACAUUUACAUAUGGCAAAGAGUGGUGCAUGUUUGAUGGCAUUACGGGAACGGUAGAUGUUGUGAUUGUAUAG